Molecule: messenger RNA, 1590 nt
Organism: Priapulus caudatus
Lineage: Eukaryota; Metazoa; Priapulida; Priapulimorpha; Priapulimorphida; Priapulidae
Exons: 10
Coding region: 1-1590 (529 amino acids)
Biological process (GO): mRNA processing
Cellular component (GO): cytoplasm; nucleus
Molecular function (GO): RNA binding; ATP-dependent chromatin remodeler activity; ATP binding
Source: RefSeq, a predicted model, not a curated record
AUGACAAAUGACUUCAGCGACGCCGUAAACAACGCGUCGGCCGCUCAAAGUCCCGCCGCCGCCGUCGACGACAUUAUCACCGACGUGUGGUGUGUUGGAGACAAGUGUAAGGCGCCAUGUUCGGUCGACGGUGGACUCCACUCGGCAGUCGUCAGGUCGAUAAACGCGCGCGGGACGCGCAAAACCGUCACCGUACACUACAAGGGGUACUCGUCCGAAGACAAUGAGACUGUGUGCAUCACAGAGUUACGUAAGCUUCGACCACAAACCGGGCCGGUAACACCAACUCGACCCGAAGCAGGCGAGAGCAGCAGGUGCGAACAACAAACGUCAGCGGUGAUGUUCAGUCCACUAAAAGGGAACGAAGAACAAAGCAGACUCUGGGAGAAAUAUUCCGCCUUGGAAAGAGAAUGGGAAUCGGAAACACGGCACCAGUCGAGGGAAGAUUCCCAGAUGCUUUCCAAGGAAGUGGGGAGGAGUAGAGCUAAGAUUCUCGGCAGCUCUCCAGGGAGACGGAAAACGGGUUCUCCUCGCGCCAAUCAGAAGUCGAGCGGCUGCAAGCGACGACCCAGAAGUAAACCCCAGACAGAAGCGUCCGCCACCGACGCUAGAGCGGAUGCUCUGAGUCGUGGUCGAGCCUCCGGCCGCGAGUCGGGCAGCGAAUCACCGCUUAGAUCAGCAGGAUCCGGCGACGAUCGAGAGAUCUCGCGCGUCGAUACUCCCGGCGGGCGUGAUAGGCGCGUAGAGGAGGGAGCGAGAGCGCACGCACGCGUGGUUGAUUCAGACGGUGAUCGCAGUCCUGGAAUGAAGGUCGAGGGAAGGUCAGAUGAUCCAGCUGGCAGCAAGGCAGAUGACAGUGCUGGCGGCAAGGCAGAUGAUAGAACUGGCAGCAAAGCAUGUCACAGUGCAACUUGUGGGAAUCAAGGUUUCUCUGUUGACGAAAUGGAACGUCCCAGCUUCAGUUACCCGGCUCCUCAUCCCAAGGUGCCGCAUAGACUGUCCCCGGACGGAGAGUUACCUGUGGUGGAGAUACCGGCGCCGAUCAACCAACAUCUGCGCGAUUAUCAACGCGAAGGAGUCGAGUUCCUCUAUCGACAUUACAGGAGCGUCAGUGGCGCCAUCUUGGGAGACGACAUGGGUCUCGGAAAAACAGUGCAGGUGCGGCGGCGGAGGCUAGACGUGGUCAUGACGACGUUCGAGACGUUUCGUCUGAAUGUGGACGAACUGAACGAGUUUGACUGGACGGCGGUCAUCGUAGACGAAGUCCAUCGCAUCAAGGUAACGAUCUCAGAGCGCCAUCUGGCGGGCGACGAUCCCGCCAUCGGUGAGAUCAGCGACUACGACAGCCCACCACCAGGUAGCGCUCCCAAGCAGCGAGCGGACGCGGGAUCGGCCCGCGGCAGCGGUGGCGCGGCGACGGAGCAAAGAAGGAAGAGGCGGCGUGUGAGGAUGCGGGAUGACGCCGUCGCCGCGGUUACGCGGAGGGAUGCUGCGGAUGCACGUGAUGAGGAUGCUUCGUACCAGGACGUCGGGGACGUGUUUGGUAGGUUCGCGCGAGAAAAUCCAGAAUACAUUCAGAUACAUAAGUAA